Molecule: messenger RNA, 1381 nt
Organism: Amaranthus tricolor (Joseph's coat)
Lineage: Eukaryota; Viridiplantae; Streptophyta; Magnoliopsida; Caryophyllales; Amaranthaceae
Product: petal death protein-like
Exons: 5
Coding region: 254-1165 (303 amino acids)
Molecular function (GO): catalytic activity
Source: RefSeq, a predicted model, not a curated record
GACCUUGAUAAAAAUUGUAAAACUUACAAUUAAAACAUAUACGUACAUUUACUUAAUAUUGCAAUCUCAACCAGAGAUACCCAUGAAAGAGACGCAUAAAAUAGUAUUAAAGGAAAGUCUUACUUUUGUACUUCUAUAUAUAGCAUCCAAAUUAUACCCAUUUCUUCAUUCAAGCAAAAAUACUGGAAAGGAAUUCUUAAUUCUUCUUCCUCGCUACCUUUCUAGCAAUCAUCCCAAAAAAUCAAAAUAAAAAAUGGGUUCAUUAGAUGCUAACAAUGUUGUUUUGGGAAGAACUACCAUGCAUAGAUUGAUAGCUGAGGAAGGACCCAUUUUAAUGCCGGGUAUCCAAGAUGCUUUUUCUGCCGCCAUUUGUGCUAAAACUGGUUUCAAAGCUUGCUUUGUUUCUGGAUUUGGUGUUUCUGCUGCUCUUCUUGGCUUGCCUGAUUUUGGUUUGCUCACAACCGCAGAAGUAGUUGGUGUUGUCCGCAGAAUUACAGCAGCAGCUCCUGGUUUGUGUGUGGUUGUUGACGGAGACACCGGUGGUGGUGGUCCUCUUAAUGUGCAAAGGUUCAUCAAAGACUUGAUUGCAGCUGGUGCCAAGGGUGUUUUCCUUGAGGAUCAAGUAUGGCCAAAGAAGUGUGGUCACAUGCGUGGUAAGGCGGUUGUUCCUGCUGAGGAGCACGCCCUUAAGAUCGCUGCAGCAAGGGAAGCCAUUGGUGAAUCCGAUUUCUUCUUGGUUGCAAGGACUGAUGCUCGUGCACCUCACGGUCUUCAAGAAGCUAUUAGACGUGCUAAUCUUUACAGAGAGUCCGGAGCUGAUGCCACAUUCGUCGAGGCACCAGCCAACAUCGAUGAGCUAAAAGAAGUUGUAAAUGGCACUAAAGGUUUGAGAAUCGCCAACAUGAUUGAAGGUGGAAAGACUCCGUUACAUACACCAGCCGAGUUUAAGGAAAUGGGUUUCCACUUGAUCGCACAUUCGCUCUCGACAAUCUAUGCUACGACCAAGGCGUUGGUCGAUAUCAUGAAGGUAUUGAAGGAGAAGGGUACUACUAGGGAUGAUUUGGACAAGAUUGUUACUUUCUCCGAAUUUAACGACAUGAUUAGCUUGGAAUCUUGGUAUGAGCUUGAAAAUAAGUUCAAGAACUUCACCCCAAAAACUGCUUAAUUGUCUCAACAAAGAACAUGUGAUUCAAUUUUGCCAGAAUAUGGAGUUAAGAGUUUAAGAGUUCUAUAUAAGUUUGUAUUGUUGUGCUUGUUUGAAUAUUUGUACUUAUAAGAUCCAUUUGAGAUAUGUUUUCGGUGUUGUCUAGUUUGUGGGUGAGGUUUAGAUGCCUCAUGUAACCUGUUUCUUUUAGUUGAAAUAAAAUCUUUUGUUCUUCUA